Cavia porcellus (domestic guinea pig) is the source of this 2992-nucleotide messenger RNA. RefSeq names its product germ cell associated 1 (gene Gsg1). The coding region runs from base 167 to 1306 and encodes 379 amino acids. Gene Ontology annotation, cellular component: plasma membrane. The record is from RefSeq and is a predicted model, not a curated record. The transcript has 6 exons. Lineage: Eukaryota; Metazoa; Chordata; Mammalia; Rodentia; Caviidae.
ACUAGGGAGCAUCAUUUCCAUCUCUGCAGCCCACCACACACCACCUCACCCCUCUGCUGGCGAGAGGGGGCCUGAGCUCCUCUCAUUCAGUACUCAGUCUACCCAACCGAUUGAGACCCCACUGAAGAGAAACCGAAAUCUCUUUGCUGCUGAAGUACCACAGUGAAUGAGCAAUUCUUCUCAACUGACUCACAAUGUAUGCCUCACCCAGGAGAUGGAACUCCCGAAGGACUCCUCUGGCCAGCGGACAUUCGUAUCUGCCGUCCUCAGCAUGCUAUCACUCAGCCUCUCAACAACAUCCCUGCUCAGCAACUACUGGUUUGUGGGGACACAGAAGGUGCCCAAGCCCCUGUGCGGAAAAAGUCUGGCAACCAAAUGCUUUGACAUGCCACUGUCCUUGGAGGGCGUCCUCCCCAACACAUCAGCCCAGGAGGUGGUACAAUACAGCUGGGAGACUGGGGAUGACCGCUUCUCCUUCCUUACCUUCCGAAGUGGCAUGUGGCUAUCCUGCGAGGAAAUCAUGGAAGAACCAGGGGAGAGGUGCCGAAGCUUCCUUGAACUCACACCACCGGCCGAGAGAGGUGAGAAAGGACUACUGGAAUUAUCCACGUUGCAAGGCCUGUGUCACCCCGCUCUCCGAUUUGGAGGGUUGACGGAGAACUCGUUCCUCUCCUACCUUCCCUUGGGGCUUGUGGCAAAAAUCCUCUGGUUAUCGCUGGGCGCCCAAAUCACCUACAUUGGGCUGCAGUUCAUCAGCUUCCUCUUGCUACUGAUGGACUUGCUGCUGACGGGGAACCCAGGCUGCGGGCUCAAGCUGAGUGCUUUUGCUGCCAUUUCCUCUGUACUGUCAGGCCUCCUGGGGAUGGUGGCCCACAUGAUGUAUUCGCAAGUCUUCCAGGCCACUGUUAACUUGGGUCCGGAAGACUGGAGACCACAUGCCUGGAAUUACGGUUGGGCCUUCUACAUGGCCUGGAUUUCCUUCACCUGCUGCAUGGCGUCAGCUGUCACUACCUUCAAUGCAUACACCAGGAUGGUGCUGGAGUUCAAGAGCAGACACAGUAAGAGCUUCAAAGAAAACCCGAGUUGCCUACCCAACCACCACCGGUGUUUCCUCCAGCAGCUGUCAUGCACAGCCCACCCAGGGGGUCCUUUGAGCAGCUACCACCAGUACCACAAUCAGCCCGUCCAUUCUGUCUCAGAAGGGGUCGACUUCUACUCAACUCUACAAGACAAGGCAUUUCGGCAGGGGCCCAUCCCCGAGCUGAAAGAAGUGGCUGAGUCAUCUGUAAAGGAAGAGCAGUGCUAGGAUUUAAGUGGGUUUGGAGAGCAGGCUGAGCCUUACCUUACAUGGUUACUUGUUAUCAACAUCUGCUUAAGCCAAAGUCUGUCUCUUGAGUGUUUUUUAAAGCUAAGGACAAGGGUAUCUCGAAGUACAAGUCCUAAAGGGGCAUUGCUACCACCCCUUCUCAUUCACAGCUGCCUCAGUGUAUCCGUCCCAUGCCUCCUACAUCCAGAACUAUAUUCUCAUCCUUCACUGACUGCUUAUGUGCCAGGUUCCGGACUAAACAAUGGAGAUAAAAGGAGUGAAAUACACUUCCUACUUCUAGGGGUCUUAGAAAUCUGGUAAUGGGCUGUUCUCUCUGGAAAUUAGAAAAAUGGAGGUAAGCAAAUUAACAAUAGUUGGAUUAGGGCUCAACAGUCCGUGGCGCACUAGAAUCUUUCUGGAAGUCACAGCUUGGAAGAUGGAAGCACCACUGAGUGCUCUGAUGGAAAGAACAGACUCCCCACACUGCCCGCUACAGUGCCCUAUAUCCACGUCACAAGCAACAUUAAAUAUUAUCCCAAAAGCCAUUAGAAGGCUAGCAUAGUACAAAAAGGCUCCCAUAGCCCACAAGGUUAUGUUCACUUCUAGAAAUGGCCUACAAGGCUAUUCAGAUGGAACUUGGUGCUCAGACUCAUACUGGGGUUUUUCCAGUGAACCAGGCCAGGCAGAGGCUCCCCUCUGGAUGCCACCUGCUCUCCCCGCUGAGACGCUUGUCCUCCUUCUCUCCACAAAGAAUCCCAUCCAGACUGACAGCCUUUCUUUUUUUUCCCCUAAGAGGAAGCAAACUAACCCCAAGGAAGAACAAAAAUGACACACCAGUACAUUCUGGUACACAGUAUUUAUUUGUUCUAUAACAGUUCACAUUUUAAAUAGCACUUUCGGACAACAGGCCAGCUGGCGCUCCUUUCAUGUGGGCAAUAAGGACAGCAAUUCACAUUCAUGAGGUUAGUUGGUAAAACCAUGCCACACAUUUGGGGGAUAGCGAGGAUGCUGCCUAUCACAGAGAGGAGCAUUUGCAAGGGAAGGAAAGGCAGAGACUGAGAAGAGAAAUCUCUUGCAUUUCUAAAAGUCGUUAAAAUGCUGCCAAGUAGUGGUCCAGCUGGCUUUGCUGGAAAGCCUGAGAUUGGACUAGGAAAAGAAAGGUGCACUUCCUAUCUUGGGUAUCUGAGCUGGGUGGUUGCCUUCAAGAAGCAGGUUGAAUUUUUAAAAGAUAAAAGUUCAGUUACACAAUUUUCUAGUGUGUCUGAGAUUUAACCUGCAUACACACAGUCUGUCCACACAAAUCCCAUUUGAACAGAUUUUCAAUAAACAACUCUGAAUUUUCUUCCUGUCUUUGCUGGCUGACUUCCCAGAAAGCCUCAACAUGGCAGAGAACAGGUUAUAUCUGGAUGGCUCAGCUAAGCCACAGGACAAUUACUGGUUUGGGGCUUUGGUCCACUAUACGUUAGUCCUGAGAACUAGGCCAGUGGUGGCAAAUCUAAGCCACAGUGCCACAGAAGGCUGUUAUUACUGAAAGCUCCAAAACUGUCCCCAUCACUGUGAUCUAGACCCUGACACCCAAGUAGAUUCGAAUGUCUGGAAAAGAAUCUGAAGUGAAGAUACCUAUACUCAGUAUAUCCUCUUAACUGUUUUACUAAAACCAAGCUGGACCCACGCUCAACUUCCAAA